AUGUCGUCUCUACCAGCCUAUCUCCUUUCCUCCUCAUCCCGAAUGAGACCACUGGUACAACAAUGUCGAUGGGGCCACACCGUCCGAAUCAUUUUGAAAGAAGAUCUGCCCAAUGGCAAGGCGUAUCGCGGGGAUGUGAUCCGUGUCAAGGCUGGAUAUGCCCGGAAUCAUCUCAUCCCUGGCAAGUAUGCUCUCUACGCCAUUCCCCAGAACUUUGAGCGAUUGGGCAUUCAAGAUCCCGACUUGGAAACCGAGGAGCAAAAGACCAGACGACUGGCACGAGAAGCCAUGUCCGACGAAAAAGUGCAAGAGCUCAAGGCAGCCGACAUUUUAAAGCACUACUUGCGAAACAAAGUGCUUAAAGUAUACCGAAGAGUGGAUCCAGAGACACAGGCGGUGUCACCUGGAAAGGUGGAUGCCAACACAAUCAGAACCAAGCUUGCCAAGCAGCUCAAGAUUGAUUUGGAUAAGAAUGAGGAAGUGCAUCUAAUGGAUGAUCCUGUCAUCUGGGAUGACUUCACUUCAGAUAAACUGUUGGAGACGGUGGAAUCCAUGGAUACCCAAGAACCAUGCAGCAAGGAGAUUCGCAAGCUCGGAGACUACAUUGCACGAAUAUCUUUGGCUGGAGGAUACGUUGUGCCCCUGAAAUGGACCAUUGUACCAACCAAUCUAUAG
Seminavis robusta is the source of this 675-nucleotide messenger RNA. The record is from the annotation of a GenBank genome assembly. NCBI's taxonomy places the organism in Eukaryota, Bacillariophyta, Bacillariophyceae, Naviculales, Naviculaceae.